UCUUAUAUUACCUCGAAAUUCAGUAUUUUCUUUACAGAUUUGAAACUCUUUACUGAAUCACACUCCUAAUAUUUUCUCUCUCCCUCUCUCUCUAUAUAUACAGUGAUUCCUCACCUGAUAUAGUUGUAGUAUUCGUUUUUGAGGCAAAAUGGAGAAAUAUGAGGUGGUCAAAGAUCUGGGAGCCGGUAAUUUUGGGGUUGCUCGACUCCUCAGACACAAGGAGACCAAGGAGCUUGUUGCUAUGAAAUAUAUUGAGAGAGGUCACAAGAUAGAUGAGAAUGUGGCAAGAGAGAUUAUCAAUCACAGAUCUCUUAGACACCCCAAUAUAAUCCGGUUCAAGGAGGUGGUUUUGACGCCUACCCAUUUAGCGAUUGUGAUGGAGUAUGCUGCUGGUGGUGAGCUCUUUGAACGGAUUUGCAGUGCUGGUAGAUUCAGUGAAGAUGAGGCUAGAUAUUUCUUUCAGCAGUUGAUCUCAGGUGUCAAUUACUGUCACUCUAUGCAAAUAUGCCAUAGAGAUUUGAAGUUAGAGAAUACACUUUUGGAUGGAAGUCCUGCACCACGCUUGAAAAUCUGCGAUUUUGGUUACUCCAAGUCUUCUCUGUUGCAUUCGAGACCCAAAUCAACAGUUGGAACUCCAGCAUAUAUAGCACCAGAGGUUCUAUCGCGACGAGAAUAUGAUGGAAAGUUGGCAGAUGUAUGGUCCUGUGGAGUUACCCUUUAUGUUAUGCUGGUGGGAGCAUACCCUUUUGAAGAUCAACAGGACCCUAGGAAUUUUCGGAAAACAAUUCAGAGAAUAAUGGCUGUUCAGUACAACAUUCCAGACUAUGUUCAUAUAUCUCAAGAUUGCAGGAACCUCCUCUCUCGACUAUUUGUUGCACAUCCAUCCAGGAGGAUUACACUUAAAGAAAUAAAAAACCAUCCUUGGUUUUUGAAGAACUUGCCAAGAGAGUUAACAGACACAGCACAAGCUGCGUAUUACCGGAGCGGUAUUCCAAAUCCGAUAAGCAAUCAAACUGUUGUGAUAAUAGUCUUGUCUUUAUGGAUUUAA
Messenger RNA from Hibiscus syriacus, 1048 nucleotides. RefSeq names its product serine/threonine-protein kinase SRK2A-like. Bases 149 to 1048 code for a protein of 299 amino acids. The transcript has 9 exons. The record is from RefSeq and is a predicted model, not a curated record. Gene Ontology annotation, molecular function: ATP binding; protein serine/threonine kinase activity. Gene Ontology annotation, biological process: protein phosphorylation; intracellular signal transduction. NCBI's taxonomy places the organism in Eukaryota, Viridiplantae, Streptophyta, Magnoliopsida, Malvales, Malvaceae.